Colletotrichum godetiae is the source of this 466-nucleotide messenger RNA. RefSeq lists its product as uncharacterized. The transcript has a single exon. The coding region runs from base 174 to 446 and encodes 90 amino acids. Lineage: Eukaryota; Fungi; Ascomycota; Sordariomycetes; Glomerellales; Glomerellaceae. The record is from RefSeq and is a predicted model, not a curated record.
CUCCUUCAUUCUCUUCUAUUUCAGCAUUGACAGACUUGCUUGAUUUUAAAUCCAUUAUCAUACGAGCUGAAUCUUGAUACGAGACCUCGAUCAAGAUAGUGGCUUCACCCGUGAUAUUCGGCCUCAGAGCCGGCAGUCGUUCGUGACUCUCACGGGCGGCCCCACUCGCUCCGAUGCAAACCCUUCCGGCAACACGCCGACUCCCCGUCCGCCAAUCUUCCAACACCGAACCGACCCGCCAAAGAUCACCGACAAGAACCUCGUAUAAGAACGCACCGAAAUCAAUCAAUUCAAUCUACCCAUCCAAAAGCCCCCACCCAAACCCGAUUCCAAACAGAAAUCACCUCCAUCUCCAAACCAAAAAGAGUUCACCCUCCCGUUGGCGAAUUGGGGCUACAUCUCUUGGUGCACAUGCUGAGACUCAAACUCGCGCCUCCCCGGUGUAGGCUAGCCUGCCGCCGAGAAG